AUGGCGCUGGUGAGGCGGUGCCUCUGUGGAUCCGAGGAAGACUUCAGAGCGCUUUUAGGCAUGGAAAAUCUCAGGCUGUUCUCCUACGGGGAGAUCAGAGCAGCUACAAACAACUUCGAUCAGAGUAACAAGCUUGGCCGAGGUGGUUUUGGAACUGUGUACAAGGGGGUUUUGAGAGACGGCACUGAAUUUGCCGCGAAGGUUUUGUCCUCGGAAUCCGAGCAGGGGAUCAAGGAAUUCCUCGCUGAAAUCGAGAGCAUCUCUGAAGUGAAGCACGCGAACCUCGUCAGGCUGCUGGGCUGCUGCGUGCAGAGGAAGAACAGGAUCCUGGUGUACGAACACCUUGCGAACAACAGCCUCGAUCAUGCACUCAAAGGUUCAGGGAACGGAGCCGCAGCAAAUCUGCCCUGGAGCAGGAGGUCGGACAUCUGCGUGGGCACCGCCAAGGGACUGAGCUACCUGCACGAGGAGCACGAGCCCAACAUCGUGCACAGAGACAUCAAAGCCAGCAAUGUUCUUCUCGACCGAGACUACAUGCCUAAGAUCGGAGAUUUCGGGCUCGCAAAGCUGUUCCCAGACAACGUCACCCACAUCAGCACAAGAGUGGUCGGAACCAAUGGAUACUUGGCACCUGAAUAUUUCGUGCAUGGGCAGCUGACCAAGAAAGCCGACGUCUACAGCUUCGGAGUGCUUGUCCUUGAGAUCGUCAGCGGGAGGAGGAUCUCGCAAACGAUCCAGUCGGACAUGUUCCUGGUGCGAGAGGCAUGGGAGUUAUACCAGCAAGGCAGGCUGCUAGACAUUGUGGACGCGAGCAUGGGGAGCUACCCGGAGAAGGAGGUGCUCCGGUACAUCAAGGUGGGGCUGGCGUGCACGCAGGCGACGCCCAGCAGCCGCCCCACCAUGCGCCAGGUGCUGGACUUGCUGUCGCGUCCCGUCGCGCUGCCCGAGACGGAGAUGUGUCCGCCGAGCUUCGCCGAGCACCGCGGCCACCACACGGCCCCGGGAGGUCUGCCCGCCGGUCCGCUAGUUCGUGCGUCGCCGAGGGCGAGGUGGCCGCCGCCGGCGGCGGCAGCAGCAGCAGCGCCCAAGUGCUCUGCGUCGUUCACGUACAGCGAGGUGGCUCCGCGGUAG
Messenger RNA from Miscanthus lutarioriparius, 1131 nucleotides. The record is from the annotation of a GenBank genome assembly. NCBI's taxonomy places the organism in Eukaryota, Viridiplantae, Streptophyta, Magnoliopsida, Poales, Poaceae.